This is a messenger RNA of Ascoidea rubescens DSM 1968, 1395 nucleotides long. RefSeq names its product WD40 repeat-like protein. Gene Ontology annotation, cellular component: heterotrimeric G-protein complex; cytoplasm. Gene Ontology annotation, biological process: G protein-coupled receptor signaling pathway. Gene Ontology annotation, molecular function: protein binding; signaling receptor complex adaptor activity. The transcript has a single exon. NCBI's taxonomy places the organism in Eukaryota, Fungi, Ascomycota, Saccharomycetes, Ascoideales, Ascoideaceae. The record is from RefSeq and is a predicted model, not a curated record. The coding region runs from base 1 to 1395 and encodes 464 amino acids.
AUGGUUUCACCAACUAAACUGCAAAGCGUUCCACUUCCAUUUAACAAACAAAUACAAAUUCUUCAGCAUAAAAUUCAACUCAUAGAUAAUGAUAGACAGCUACUAGAAAGGCAGAUAACCAAAAAGUUAGAUGGUCUCAAGGAUACUUCCUUAACAGAAGUUACUGCUUUAUUGCCUAACCUUGUAAAAAUAACAAAAAAUCAGCUUAAUUUGAAAAAUUAUUACAAUAUGAGAGGUCAUGGAAACCAAAUACAGUGUAUGAAAUGGGCUUCAGACUCGAGACAUUUAUUGUCUGCUGAUUGCGACCACAAAAUGCUCUAUUGGGACGCAACUAUUGGAUUGAAAAUUGGAAUACUAAAAUUAAAUUCAACAGAAUAUACUAUUUCUUGCGAUAUUUCACCUAGCUCAAGGUUAAUUGCUGUUGGCUGUUUAGAUAAUAGGUGUUCUAUAUUUCGCUUACCUGACUACGAAUCUAUUUUCAAUAGAUCUAUCAAUUAUGAUAACCACAUCAAGUCAAACGAACCCAGACAAAAUAACAUCGAAUUAUCUACCCUAUUUACUUCACCAUCAUUGCUAACUGUUUUGGCUGUCCAGGACAAGGAUGGCUCAAUACAAACAUGUGAAUUCCUUGAUGAUUCUUCAAUAUUAACAACCUCGAGCAAGAAUAUUCAUCUAUGGGAUAUAAAUAAAAGUAUAGCCGUAAGAACAUACGAACAGAAUCUUUCAGAAAUACUAGCUGUGACAACAAACAUAAGAGACCGGGGAAUUAGGAAUGGAAAUUUGUUCAUUGCUGGAGGUGUUAACGGUUCAAUAAAAAUAUACGAUCACAGAAGUCCUUCGUCCAUUGCAAAAUUAUCAAUUCCAUUAGAGUACAAUCCUUUCAAUAAUAGAAAUAUAUUCAAUGAUGUUACUUCUUUGAAGUUUCUUCCAAAAGAUAAUUAUUAUGCGGUUGGAACUAGCUUGAAAAGCAUUUAUUUCUAUGACAUCAGAGUUGGAUCUGUUGAGUUGGAUAAGUUUUUGAUAAAUUCACCUGCUAAUAGUGAAUUUAGCAAAAUAAACAAGUUUAACAUGGACAUUUCGCCAGUAUCUGAAAAUUACGGGACCAGCUAUGGAUACAAUGCCUCACCAUCAUCAGCAUCGAUAGCUUCAACUACUGAUGACGACGGGAUCAUGGAUAUCAGCUUUUCAAAAUCAGGAAGGUUAAUGUUUACAGCUGUUGAUGGAAUUGGAGGGCUUGUUUGGGACACCUUAACAGGUUGUAUAAUUAACAAGAUUGAUGGGAGAGAAUGUGAUAUACGCCACAUUUCUGUAUCUCCUGAUGGUUUAGCAGUUGCAACAGACUCUUUGAAGAAGGCUACAGUUAAUAUUUGGUCGUCUUCACCAGAUUACCAAUAA